AUGGUGGAUGCAACUGUUUCCGCGGUCUUAGAACAAUUAUCUAGUUCAUCUUUAACAAAAAAGAUAGAAGGAGCAGGCGUCAACACCGAAGUACUGCACCUCAAAAACAAUCUUCGAGACAUGAAAGAAGCGGUGAUUGAUGCUGAGCAAAGACAAGUGAAGGAAGAACAUGUGAGAUUUUGGUUGGAUAAGCUGAAAUACGCAUUGUAUGAUAUGGAAGAUGAGUUUGACGAGGUGUUACGUAUGCCCAAUGACAAAGUAGGUUCCUUGAUAAAAGAAUUAAAUAGCAAACUACGCAGUAUUGCCACAGAGAAAAAUAUGAUUGGUUUUACUGUGAAUAGGAGUGUUGAGAAGCCUGAGCCAUUCCAAUGCAUAUCCUUAGUUGAUGAGUCUGAGAUGAUUGGUCAAGUUGAGCUUAAGCAAAAGCUAAUAGGUAUGUUGUGUGAGAGUCGUAGUGACAAACAAAAAGGUCCUCAUAUCAUCUCACUUGUAGGGGUGAGAGGAACUGGAAAGACAUCUCUCGCUAAAGUUGUUUAUGAAAAUGAUAAGAUAGCAAGUACAUUUGAGAAAAAAAUAUGGGUUUCUGCAUCAAAUCCUUUUGAUGAGCUCAAGAUUGCCAAAGCAAUUGUUGCAGCUUUAGAAGGUGCAAUGCCUGCAUUUGUAGAUUUAGGGUCUCUUCUACAACAUCUAUGCAAACUAAUUAUUGGAAGAAGAAUUCUUCUUGUCUUAGACGAUGUGCAAAUAGAAGAUUACAACAGGUGGAAACCCCUUCAUUAUUGUCUAGAGAAUUGUCAUUCUGAAAGUAAGAUUUUGAUCACUACACAGGAGGAGUCAAUUUCACGAAUAAUGAAGGCGGCUGACCUUCUCACUGUUAAGGAAUUAUCUGAAGAGGAAUGUCAAUCAUUGUUUAGACGGUUUGCAUUUUUCAAUAAGUUGCCGAAACAAUGUGAAGAGUUAGAACCCUUUGUUAAACAAGUUGUAGAUAAAUGCAAGGGCUUGCCUCUCGCCAUAAAAGUGAUGGGGAGUUUCUUGUGCUCUAAAAGAAGUACAUUAGAGUGGCAAAGUAUAUUAAACAGUGAGAUGUGGAAAGUUGAUGAAGAGUUUGAGAAUGGCAUUCCUUUCUUCUUGUUGAGUUAUAUCAAUUUACCUUCCAUUGUAAAAAGAUGUCUCUCAUAUUGUGCCAUCUUUCCCCAGAAUUACCUGAUAAACAAAGAUCAGUUAAUUAAAUUAUGGAUGGCACAAGGUUACCUUGGAUCAGAAAACAAUAAAGAGAUGGAACUAAUGGGUCAAGAAUUUUUUGACUACUUAGUAACACGCUCUUUUUUCCAAGAGUUUGAUAUAGACGAUGACGGUGGUAUCAUAAGUUGUAAGAUGCAUGGGAUAGCAUACAAUUUUCUCAAAUUUAUCACUAAGCAUGAAUGUUUGGCAAUGGAAGUCAAUGGUGACGAACAAUCAAGCCCAAAUCCCGAUUAUGAUCAAGACGAAGUUCGUCAAUCAAUGUUGAUGCUUAGUAAGGAAGCCUCAUUUCCCAACUCUAUACUUCGCUUUAAAAAAUUGCGCAGUCUCUUGGUUCAAAGUGGGGUAACAAACUCUUCAUCAGUGCCACAGGAAGUCUUUGAUCAACUGUUGCUCUUAAGAGCAUUAGAUAUUAGUGGAAAACUUUUAUAUCAGAGUUACCCGAGGAUUUAUGUGAGUUGUAUAAUUUACAGACCUUGGAGAUCAGUCAAUGCAUCAAUCUCAACAAAUUACCUCAGGGGAUGGAAAAGUUGA
This is a messenger RNA of Pistacia vera, 1770 nucleotides long. RefSeq names its product putative disease resistance protein RGA1. The record is from RefSeq and is a predicted model, not a curated record. Gene Ontology annotation, molecular function: ADP binding. Lineage: Eukaryota; Viridiplantae; Streptophyta; Magnoliopsida; Sapindales; Anacardiaceae. Gene Ontology annotation, biological process: defense response to other organism. Bases 1 to 1770 code for a protein of 589 amino acids. The transcript is spliced from 3 exons.